UUACAUCAGUCAGUGUAGUGUCAGGCCGAGUCCUCCCGCUCUGUCUCCUUUACUCCCUUAGUUGUGGCUUCUUCCCUGUGAGGACUGUUCAUUGAUACCUUUUCUUCUCUUCAGCCUUGAGGAGGAGUUGUUAAAGAUUAGACGAAUGUGAUGGGUGAUGUUAGUGAGGAUGAUCUUGAGGUUAUACGAAGUAUACUUGUGGAAGUGCAACUCGCUCAGUUUUUUACACGGAUACGUGAUGACCUACAGGUGACAAAGCUAAGUCAUUUUGAAUAUGUUCAUACCGAAGACUUGGAACGCAUUGGCCUUGGGAAACCUGCGGCCCGGCGUUUAUUGGAAAGCGUCAAGAAGAAAAGAUCGGCAGCAUGGAGACGAAACCUGGUGUCCAAGAUAUUGUCAACUGGCAGCUCUACCUUAAGUAAAAAUAAAUCAUUGCCUGUAGUCGAUGAAUCACAAAUGUCAUCUUUGACAUGCCUAAUUCAAGAAAAGGAUCUUGUUCAAGGUCGCAAGUUGGGUGAUGGUAGCUUUGGCGUUGUCCGUAGUGGUGAGUGGACUACUUCGAGUGGUCAGGUGAAGGAGGUAGCUGUAAAAAUAUUGAAACAGGAUGUAAUUAAUGUUCCUGGUGCACUUGAUGACUUCAUCCGGGAGGUCCAAGCUAUGCACCAACUUUCCCAUCCUAACCUGAUACAGUUGUUUGGCAUUGUUCUUUGUAACCCUUUGAUGAUGGUAACUGAGCUGGCUCCCCUCGGGUCCCUGUUGGAUCAUCUUCAUAAACAACUCAACCAAGUAUCUGUUACGUCUCUGUGCGAUUAUUCUGUACAAAUAGCGAAUGGAAUGAAGUACUUGGAGAGUCGGCGCUUCAUUCAUCGUGACCUUGCUGCCAGAAAUGUGCUAAUGGCAUCUGUAGAUAAGCUGAAGAUUGGUGACUUUGGUCUUAUGCGGGCAUUACCCCAACAAGAGGACUGUUAUGUGAUGACGGAACAGAAGAAAGUACCUUUUCCUUGGUGUGCUCCAGAAUCUCUCAAAUCCAAGCAAUUCUCACAUGCUUCAGAUGUGUGGAUGUACGGAGUGACAAUGUGGGAAACGUUUACUUUUGGAGAGGAUCCGUGGGUUGGGUUGAAUGGACAGCAAAUAUUAAAGAAAAUUGACCAAGAAGGAGAACGCCUUACUUGCCCACCUGCCUGUCCCAGUGAUAUGUAUGACCUUCUGCUGCAGUGUUGGUCUCAUGAGCCAGGUGAGCGACCAACUUUCACCCAGAUAUACGAGCGUGUGGCGGCCAUAAUGCCUCACGUUAUGAGGGCUUUGCAGAUGUGGGAUGAAGAAGGAAGACUAAAGGUGGAAGUGGAUGACCUUUUAGUGGUUAUUGAUGGCAGUCCUGAAAACUAUUGGUGGAAGGCUCAGAACCAGAGGACCUUUCAGAUUGGAGACUUCCCACGCUGCAUUGUUGAUCCUCAGAGACGAUUGGCUAACCAAGACAUAAGCCAACCUCUCCAGAACUCUUUUAUUCAUACAGGUCAUGGAGGAAUACGAGGAAAAACUUGGGGCAGUCCAGCCUUUAUUGAUGAUAUGUACCUCAGGAACCCAAUGGAACCUCCAGAUAAACUUGGAAAACCUAUGUCACCUCGCAGAGUCAAGCACCAGUCACUGCGCCUAAAACAAGGUCAGCGACGACAGUUUAACUACAACCGGUUAGUAAAUGAAAAGUGGCCAGAUGAUUUGCCUCGCUCUCACACUCUUCAAGCUCAGAAAAAAACACCGCAUGGAAGAGAUGAAGUCUUGAUAGAUCUGUCAGAAGCUGGACGGCAGAGAUCCCACUCUGUUACAGAUCUCAGAGGCAGUGGCUCAUCGGGUGUCACUAAUCAGUUAAGGGGCAGUGCCUCUUCCCUAAUUGACCUACCAGUGCCAACCACUACUCCAGUGUAUGGAAACAUCACUCCUGGAGUUGAUGAUCAAGGUGGUCAUCCAACAUAUGAGAAUGUAAGCAGUGCCUCACAUGCUGUUGCCAUGGGAGUGGCCCAGCAACCUCUCAGAGUACCUCUCCGUCCCUGCCCAAGCCCACCCAUCCACCAUUUACAAAAGAAACAACAGACACAAACUCAGAUUCAUAACCAAACAAAUGUUCAGCCUCUGAAUAAAGUCCAGAAUUGUGAGAAUCACCAACCAGACCAAGAGCAUCAUCGACAAGCACCACCCAUACCUACUGUAUAUUCUAACUCUUUUUGUGACUCGUACGAUGAUUUUGACGAUGACUCUGAUGAAUGGGAUGAUGAUUUUACAAGUGUGGGAGAAGACUCGUACUCGGCAGAGACCAAUACGAUAGUGGAAGCUGAUGAUCAGAGUGCAAGUGGUGCAGUCCAGUACAGCAGUGAUAUAAAUAGUGGAAAUAAUGAUCUAGCUGUUAAUGAAGUUAAUACUAGCAGUCAUCAUUAUUCUAGGACAAAUGAAGCUUCUGACCCAUUUGAUACAUCUCAUGUCAGAUGCUAUGAUGAGCCUCCCGUAGAGUUUCCAGAUAAUAGUUCAAACCUUGACAGAACUCUUUGCCAAGGUUCAUUAGGAAGUUCAUCAUCUGUUAGUCCCAAGGUGAACUUUCCCACAAGUAUUUUUUCAUUAUCAGCUAAUCAAUCAAACUCAGAAACAUGUAAUUCUUCCCCAGUGAACAGUUUAGUGUUUAGUUCCCCAGGAACAAGGGUCACAUCAGGUGAAUCCUCUCUCAUAAUCAGUUCACACAGUGGUACCUCAAGAACUCCAACAUCUGUGGCAGUUUCUCCAAAUAUAAAUUCUUUGCGUGAUUCAGUUGUGACUGGAGCGUCUCACAGCUCACAAUCUGUAAAAUCAAUCCAUAAUUAUUUCCAAAGUAGCCCCACUGUACAGUCAAGCAACAUGGCUGUAUCAACACAGGCCUUUCCUUUAAUAAAUAAUAAUUUAAAUGUAUCAGGGUCACACCCUACUCACGGUGCUCAUGAAAACAGUGAUGUGACGGAUAUAAAUGCACAAAUAAGCAGCAUGUGGAUCAGCUCCAUUUCCCAAUCGCCAAACUCAAAUUUGUUACUACCCAUCUCUACACCACAGGCAAGACCAACACCAAGGACAGGACAAGACCAUACACCCACGUCAAUGGUGUCUUCACCUUCCUCUUCGUGGCCUAAUAAACAAUUGGUGCAUAAAAAUCAGGGUAGACAGGUGGCAAUUCUUCAUCCUACUGUUUCAAGAGAAUCUAUGCUACAACCUGCUCAGAUGUCAUCCAUAGUGUCUUCAAUACCAACUCACAGUCCUCAGCUUGCCUUGCCAGCACCGCUGACUCCAACUACUGCUGCACUACCAAGAUUAGAUCCAGCUUUCAUUGCCGAAUUGGAAAAAUCCCUUGGAAAAGACCAAGUGUCAGCAAACAUCUUUACUGAUAAAGACAAAAAAAUUGAUAAUUCUUCAAGAAAUUCAUUUUCGCCUAGAGUUGCAGCACCUUGCCAAGGUGAUCGACAUUUUGGGGCUCAGAAUAUCCAAUUGCCAGCUCUUCCACCUCCACAGCAAACAAUUGGCUCAAGACAAACAAAUUUAGGUGUUGCAACCAUACCUAUGAGUGAAAGCCAGAGUAAUCUUAGACCAGAUACCAGGGUUCAGCAGGUAGAACCAAGUAGCAACAAUAGUGCCUUCUCAGACUUGGAUGUUCUUACCUCAUCAAAAACUUUAGGUGUGCUGCCUCAACAAAUAGUAGAUACCGGUCAGUUCUUCCCAAAAACUGCUCAUGUGCGACCCUUCAUGCAACACCCCCCAACCACAACAACCAGCAUGAGAGGUAUGCCUGCAAGGAGCCUGGGGAACCUUUCUCAGAAUCAACGCCCUACAGGAAGCAUAUUCCAGCAGAGCAGGAUCAUUUCUACAUCAGCAGUACACACAUUAGCUUCUAGUAUGCCUCAAAGUGAUGUUAGAAAUACUCAUGAGGAGAGAUGGUCAAGCCAGUUUGAGGGUAUGAGAGGCACUACUACAGCCUCCAGCAUGACUGGUGUUUCUCCAGGAUUCCAGAUGAGUUACAGAUGGCAACAACCACAACAGCAAGUACAGAUGAGUCAGAAGAGCAUGACAACAUCUGUCUCAGCUUCUGCGCUUCCGUGGGUCGAACAGCAACAGCAAAGUCACUAUCAAGGUUACAAUCAACACCACCAAGAUGGACCUGCACCUCAGAGCUCUGUAUUACAGCCAACAGUUGUUCUUAGUCCACAGUUGACUGUUAACUAUAAUCAGAUGGUGUGUGGUGGUGGGAGGAGCAGUAGUGGGGGUGUUGGUGCCAGUGGGGGAGAGGCUCUGGUUUGCCGUGUGGCUGCUGUGGUACCAGGGACUUCCGAGGCUGCUGCCCGCCAGGCACUUCAUGUAGCCAGUGGUGAUUACCAGGGUGCUGUACGCUUCUUAAAAAUUGAGAAGCUUUACAGGUUGGGCAUGGCAAGCAAAGACGAAUGUGAGAACAUCUUGGAGGCCAAUAGUUGGGAGCUGGAGCGGUCAGCAUCAGCUCUUCUUGAUAAAUAUGCUUAGGUGGAAUUCCUAGGAACAUGUGGCAUUCUAUAUAUUACUUGGGUAUUAUUUCCCAACAAAAACUACAUAUGGAAAGGACACAGAACCUAUAUGGAAGAAAGUUGUUAUAUUAUUGAGGACUUCCACAUCCGAACAAAAAUUACAGUAUCAUCUUCAUAAAAUCCAAGUAACUAAUGGACACACGUUAUACAUGAAUAUUCCAUGAGGUAAGUUUCUUAAUUUACUGUAAUCUUAUUUGUAUUGAAAUGUUAAUAUGGGAAACCUGUCCUUUUGGAUGAUGUGCUAUGCUUGAGUCUCUUGCUUUUAGUUUGUAGGACUUGUUCAUUGUUUCAUUCAUGAACAUUACAGUACUUCAAGUUUUCAAUUUAUGCCAGUGAUAAUGUGUUACUUUUUUUUUAUAUAUGUUGGAAGCCCAUAUUGACAGUUUUGAGGAUGUGUUUAAAAUUUCAUUAGUGUUAAGUUGAGAAGACAAGUACAGUAGUACCAUAUUUUUGCUCACCUUGGGGGAUUUAUUCAGGAAGGGUUUAGAACUCUUUUUUUUGUUUCUUGGGAACAUUGAAAAUCAAGUGAAAUGCUUUAACUCUCUUAAUAUGUUUGAGAUUAGUUACCAUAAGUUUCAGGAUUGGUGUUUCUAUAAAGGAAAACUCUCUGUCUAUAAUACUGUACAUGGGAUAAAGGAGAGCAGGCAGGUAUGAUUUGACAUAUACUGUAUUUCAUUCCUAUAACUGCAGUUAAUGUGAAGGCAAAACAAGUGAUCUGAUUAUUGUGUUCGUUUUGAUACAUUAAUACUACUUAAACUAGAAAAGUAUUGCUUAAACUACCGAACAAAAAACUGGACAUGAAAUGGUGCAUCUAGUUUUCUAUAAUCAGAGCCUUGAAAUUUACCUUAGAAUAUUAAGUGUACUCUACAUAUGUUUUUCAAUUUGUCUGAUUAUUUUAAGCUUUACUUCUCAGUUUAAGUGGUAUUAGUUUUAUGUAGGUUCACAAGGUUAUACAUCGGUGGGUGACUAGUCGUGAAGCAUGAGGCUGUGGAAAGCUAAGCAGUGGCAGAGCUGUGGUGAGCUACAGUCUGGGUAAAGGUCUGUUAGUUUUGUUUAAAUAUAUACAUACAAGUAACAUCUUGAAUCCUCAUUUUAUAUAUAUAUAUAUAUAUAUUUUUUAAUGUUGCACAUUUAGUUGUAAUAUGUAAGAAUUCAUAUAUUUUGCUAUUUAGUAAUUGGUAGUUGUACUUCUGUGAUUAUUGGAGGAUAUCCAGAUUGUUGCAAGUGAACUGUAAAUCAUUUGUUGAGCUCACACUGCACUUGGCAGUGGAAACUAUACUGUUCAUAGAGAAUGUGAAUGGUAUGACUACAUAUAUUAUCCUAUUUAUGAUCAUACAUAUGUACAUAUAUGUUCAUGCCUAAUUUUAAAGGAGGAGGAACUUAAGUAAAUGAAUCUCAAUGUCAAUUUAUGGAGGUGUAAUUCACAUAAUACUCAUUAUCCCCAUUUACUGCAUAUUAAUGUAUUUUUAUAUACAGUAUCAUAAUAUCCACUCAUACCACUGAGGGUUGAGUGAUGGCUAAUUCAAAGAUAAAGGAAAUACUUGGAGAAUUCAAACAAUGUGCAUGUUUUGUGGUACAAUAAGGCAUUGACAUUAUUGUAAAGAUAUAUACAUUUUUGUCACAUGUUAUAUAAUACAGUAUUUAAAAUCCAGAUAUUUUUGCUUCCUGUGUAACUGUAUGUCUCUCGGUCUGUAUCAUGGUGCCUUUUCCUGCAUUCAAGGCAUGACUGUGUGUGCAGAACUUUCAGGCAAUGUUAAAGUUCUGGUUGAAUUUCCCACUCAUGAGUUGAGAAUGUACAGUUAAGGAUUCACACUACAGGUGUCCCUCGCUAUAUGAAUGAGUUAGGUUCCUGAAAAGCCAUUUGUUAAGGGAAUUUUCGUAUAGUGUAUAAAAGAUCAAAUGGAAAAAAAAUGCUUCGGUUCCCCAAUAACAAGAAAACCCCCAAUAUCAUACCUCAAAAACAUGAAAUCGGUUCACAAACAACAAAACACCUACCUAACCAAUGAUAAAUAGUACACAACUACUGUAAUUUGCUGCCUAACACAUUAAAAACAUUAAUAAAAUACUAUUUAGACAAAAUAUGCAGCUAAAACCACUAGGGAAACACUUAAUGAAAGUUUAACACAGCCACCAUUUGCAUAGAUGCUGACUGUAUCACAUGUGGCAGCCCUCAAGCCUUGCCAUAGCAACCCAUCCCGGCUGGGGAUGCUCCCUCUCCCGACCCUCAGCAAUGCUCCUCCUCCCGCUCUCACAUGCAAAGAAAUGUUUAUUCCCUUUGUUUUUGACCUUAUGAUAGUUUUUUU
Molecule: messenger RNA, 6865 nt
Organism: Homarus americanus (American lobster)
Lineage: Eukaryota; Metazoa; Arthropoda; Malacostraca; Decapoda; Nephropidae
Gene: Ack
Exons: 17
Coding region: 151-4521 (1456 amino acids)
Biological process (GO): protein phosphorylation
Molecular function (GO): protein tyrosine kinase activity; ATP binding; protein binding
Source: RefSeq, a predicted model, not a curated record